Sclerotinia borealis F-4128 is the source of this 3159-nucleotide messenger RNA. NCBI's taxonomy places the organism in Eukaryota, Fungi, Ascomycota, Leotiomycetes, Helotiales, Sclerotiniaceae. The record is from the annotation of a GenBank genome assembly.
AUGAAAGCUCAGUUAGCUCUCAUGGAUGAUCGACCUGACGACUGUCCUCCUUGUUUCAAUUGUUUACUACCAGCAUUCACUUGCGGACAAUACUCUGACUGCAAUCAAUUCAAUGGCAAAUGCUCCUGUCCACCAGGAUUCGGUGGCGAUGACUGUCUCCAACCAGUUUGUGGUUCUUUAGCAGAUGGCCAGGAUCGACCGAUGCGAACAACGGACUCGUGCGCCUGCGAAGAUGGCUGGACUGGAAUCAACUGUAAUGUCUGUACGAACGACAAAGCAUGUAAUGCUUUAAUGCCCGAAAAAGAAGGGGGCGUCUGUUAUCAAAAUGGCGAGGUUGUGAAGGAGAACUAUCAGAUGUGCGACGUUACAAACAGAAAGAUUGUGGAUAUUUUGGAUGGGAAGAAGCCCCAGGUUACUUUUACCUGCAACGCCGAAGUAGAAACCUGCGACUUCCAAUUUUGGGUUGACGAAAAAGAGUCGUUUUACUGUUCCUUGGAUACUUGUACAUCGGGAGCCGAAAACGAUUACGAUCGAAACUCGACCAGCACGAACUGUGAAAACAUUGCUUGCAAGUGCGUUCCGGAUCGAAUGCUCUGCGGUGAAAAUGGAUCGGUUGACAUCUCGGACUUCCUUGACCAAGAAAUUCGAGGCCCUGCGACUUUCAAUUGCGAACAGAAAGAUGGAAGUAAUGAAUGUACCUUCAAGGAACCUCAGAUGGAUUUGCUCAUUCAACAAAUGUUUGGGGAUAGUAGUAUCUUCAUCAACUGCCAGGCUGGAGAAUGUCUUUACGAGACCGAGGUUCCAGGAUAUGAACGUCCUAUCAAGAAAAUCAACACACCUUUGAUCGCAGGUGUCAUCGCUAUUGCAUCCCUUUUUGUUGUUGGCGUUAUUCUGCUAGUUUGGUACCUAUCUCGAAGGCAAUUCAGAUACGGCCCAAUUCAUCUAGACGAUUCCGAUGAUGAGAGUAUCAAGCUAAUGACUGAUCAUAAACCGGCCUCCUUGUACUUCGAAAACGUCUCAUACAAUCUAAAUGGAAAGCAGAUCCUAAGCGGUGUUCAAGGAGUAGCUCACCCUGGCGAGAUUAUGGCCAUCAUGGGUGCUUCUGGAGCUGGUAAAACCACCUUUCUGGAUAUUCUUGCUCGCAAGAACAAGCGAGGCGUCGUACAUGGGAACUUCUUUGUCAAUGGCGAGAAGGUCACAGAUAAUGAGUACAGAAGUGUCAUCGGAUUUGUGGAUCAAGAAGAUGCUAUGUUACCUACCCUUACCGUUCAUGAAACGAUCAUGACCAGCGCUCUUUUGAGAUUGCCAAGAGAUAUGGGAAGAUUGGCCAAGGAACAGAAGGUCUUCGAGGUUGAGCGACAGCUUGGAAUUUCUCACAUCAAGGAUUCUUUGAUCGGCUCUGAAGAUGGCAAGGGUCGCGGCAUAUCUGGUGGCGAAAAGCGUCGAGUUGGUAUAGCUUGUGAGUUGGUAACAAGUCCAAGUAUAUUGUUCCUCGACGAGCCAACGAGUGGUCUUGACGCAUACAACGCAUUCAACGUUAUCGAAUGUCUCGUCAACCUAGCUAAAACCUACAAAAGAACGGUCAUCUUCACUAUUCAUCAACCAAGAUCUAAUAUUGUGGCUUUGUUCGAUAGAUUAUUACUGCUUGCAAAAGGAAGAACCGUUUACUCUGGCGAGUUCAAUCUCUGCCAAGAGUACUUCGAUCAUAUCGGCUACUCAUGUCCACCUGGAUUCAACAUUGCUGAUUACUUGGUUGAUUUGACAAUGCACGUUGGCACUCCUCGCACCCCAAUCGAUGAUACUACAUCCGACUUUAGACACGGCGUUGCACCAAGCGUUGGCGCAAGCAGUACUAGGGCGGUGAAAUCAAUUGCAAGUAUUUCUGGUGGUAGCAUAGAAGAGGCUGUCGUUGGUAGCCCAAGUGAGUCUCUAUUAAGACCUAGAGGCAAACGUCGUGACUCUGUAAAGGCAAGGCAAGAACGGGAACUUUUUACUCGCAAGAAGAGCGGGGUUGACACCCCUAAUUCUCAACAUGAUGAGGCGCCUGUUGAUCCAGAUGGCAAUCAACAUUGGCUCAGAAUGUCGAGACAACAUUCUUCAAUAGCCGAAGAUCCAGAUAAUUUGCCGCCAGAUGCACCCGGAUCCGGAACAGAUUUGGAUGGUCUGGUCUCGGCUUAUGCACAUUCACCAAUCGCACGGGAUCUUCAAGAUGAUCUUAAACAUGCUGUAUCUGCCGCACAAAAUGCUAAUGGCAGCAUGAAUGGUCAUUUACAGGAGAACAGCACAUCAACCAUAAGUAUUAUGGGCAGAGGAUAUGCAAGGAUUGGAUACCUUCGACAAUUCGUGAUUCUUUCACAACGUACAUGGCGUAAUCUCUAUAGAAACCCUAUGUUGAUGUUAACACACUACGCAAUCGCGAUAUUAUUGGCUGUUCUCUCUGGAUUCUUAUUUUACGGUCUCACUGACGAUAUUCCAGGCUUCCAGAACCGUCUGGGGUUGUUCUUCUUCAUCCUAGCACUUUUUGGCUUCAGUACUCUCUCCAGUUUGAACGUCUUUGCUACCGAGCGUAUGGUGUUUGUCAGAGAAAGAGCAAACGGUUACUAUUCGCCUAUCACAUAUUUUUUGGCAAAAGUUGCGUUCGACAUCGUGCCACUUCGCAUUAUCCCCCCUCUAAUUAUGGGCUCUAUUCUAUACCCCAUGACUGGACUUGUAGCCGAAGCCCCCAACUUCUUCAAAUUCCUCCUCAUCCUUGUCCUAUUCAACCUCGCCGCGGCUGCCAUUUGUCUUUUCCUUGGUAUCGUCUUCAAAGAUAACGGCGUCGCAAGUCUCAUUGGAAGUCUCGUCAUGCUCUUUAGUCUCCUCUUCGCCGGUCUCCUCCUCAACCACGACGCCAUCCCUAAAUCUGCCCUUUGGCUACAAUCUCUGUCCAUAUUCCAUUACGGAUUCGAAUCUCUCAUCGUGAACGAAGUCACCUAUCUGACGCUUGUCGACCAGAAAUAUAAACUCGAUAUCACUGUUCCCGGCGCGGUAAUUCUGAGUAGUUUCGGGUUUGACACGCAGGCGUUCUGGCCAGAUGCAAUCAAUCUGGCAAUUUUCGCCGGUGCUUUUAUCUUCUUGGCAUAUGUGGCGAUGCAUUUCUUGUUGGUGGAGAGACGGUAA